AUGGACGGGCAUAAUCAGAACCAGUACCAGAAUCAGAAUCAAAUUCAGCAGUCACAACAACCACCUCUGAAGAAAUAUGUGACACAGAGACGAUCGGUAGACGUGAGUUCUCCGUAUAUUAACCUAUAUUACAACAGACGACAUGGAUUACCGAACCUAGUGGUAGAGCCAGAAACUUCAUACACAAUAGAUAUAAUGCCGCCUAAUGCCUACAGAGGUCGAGAUCGAGUCAUAAAUUUGCCCAGCAAAUUUACGCAUUUAAGCUCGAAUAAAGUGAAACAUGUGAUACCCGCCAUCCAAUGGACCCCAGAAGGCAGAAGACUUGUAGUAGCAACUUAUAGCGGAGAAUUUUCUCUAUGGAACGCAUCUUCGUUUACGUUUGAAACCCUCAUGCAAGCACAUGAUUCGGCUGUGACUACAAUGAAAUAUUCUCACGACAGUGAUUGGAUGAUUAGUGGGGACGCAGAUGGAAUGAUUAAGAUAUGGCAACCAAACUUUAGUAUGGUUAAAGAAAUUGAUGCUGCACACACGGAAAGUAUUAGGGAUAUGGCAUUCAGUAGUAACGACUCGAAAUUUGUUACCUGUUCAGAUGAUAAUAUCUUGAAGAUUUGGAACUUCAGCAAUGGCAAACAAGAAAGAGUAUUAUCGGGGCACCACUGGGACGUGAAAAGUUGUGAUUGGCAUCCCGAGAUGGGGUUAAUUGCCUCCGCAUCUAAGGACAAUUUAGUAAAACUGUGGGAUCCGCGUUCCGGAAACUGCAUAUCAUCAAUUCUGAAGUUCAAACAUACUGUCUUGAAGACGCGAUUUCAACCCACCAAGGGAAAUCUAUUAAUGGCGAUUUCAAAAGAUAAAUCGUGUCGUGUGUUCGACAUUAGAUACAGUAUGAAGGAACUAAUGUGUGUAAGAGAUGAAACGGAUUAUAUGACACUAGAAUGGCACCCAAUAAAUGAAUCUAUGUUCACUCUGGCGUGCUAUGACGGCUCGCUAAAGCAUUUUGAUCUUUUACAAAAUCUAAACGAACCUAUUUUGACUAUUCCAUACGCCCAUGAUAAGUGUAUCACCUCGUUAUCAUAUAAUCCAGUAGGACAUAUAUUUGCCACAGCAGCUAAGGAUAGAACCAUAAGAUUUUGGACUAGAGCGAGGCCAAUUGAUCCUAAUGCAUAUGAUGAUCCAACUUAUAACAAUAAGAAGAUAAAUGGAUGGUUUUUUGGCAUCAAUAACGACAUCAAUGCUGUGAGAGAGAAGAGUGAAUUCGGUGCGGCCCCGCCACCACCAGCUACACUUGAACCACAUGCGUUACCAAACAUGAAUGGAUUCAUCAACAAGAAACCGCGUCAAGAAAUCCCAGGCAUCGAUUCAAACAUCAAGAGUUCCACAUUGCCAGGUUUAAGCAUAUAA
Saccharomyces cerevisiae S288C is the source of this 1398-nucleotide messenger RNA. RefSeq names its product cleavage polyadenylation factor subunit PFS2 (gene PFS2). NCBI's taxonomy places the organism in Eukaryota, Fungi, Ascomycota, Saccharomycetes, Saccharomycetales, Saccharomycetaceae. Gene Ontology annotation, cellular component: nucleus. The record is from RefSeq and is marked reviewed. The transcript has a single exon. Gene Ontology annotation, biological process: mRNA 3'-end processing. The coding region runs from base 1 to 1398 and encodes 465 amino acids.